This is a messenger RNA of Penicillium cinerascens, 705 nucleotides long. RefSeq names its product SNAP receptor SEC22. The record is from RefSeq and is a predicted model, not a curated record. The coding region runs from base 1 to 705 and encodes 234 amino acids. Lineage: Eukaryota; Fungi; Ascomycota; Eurotiomycetes; Eurotiales; Aspergillaceae. Gene Ontology annotation, cellular component: SNARE complex; endoplasmic reticulum-Golgi intermediate compartment; endoplasmic reticulum membrane. The transcript has 4 exons. Gene Ontology annotation, molecular function: SNAP receptor activity. Gene Ontology annotation, biological process: retrograde vesicle-mediated transport, Golgi to endoplasmic reticulum; vesicle fusion with Golgi apparatus; endoplasmic reticulum to Golgi vesicle-mediated transport.
AUGGUCAGGUCAACCCAAAUCGCACGGCUUGAUGGUGAGGAAGUCUUUAUGGAAGAAGAAGUGACACGGUUGCUAACUCAGGAGCAAACAGGCCUUAUGCUAGCAGCCUCGGUCGACGAUGAGCAGGCUGAGUCUGAGCUGGCUGAGAUCAAGAGUCAAGCCAAGAUGAUCUUCCGUCGACUGAAUCGCAAUGCUGCGCCGCAAGCCAGCAUCGAAUCGGGCCAAUACAAUCUCCACUACAUGAUCAAGGACGAAAUCUGCUUCCUCUGCAUUUGCGACCGCUCCUACCCCCGCAAGCUCGCAUUCACUUAUCUCGAUGAUCUGGCUUCUGAAUUCACCACCACCUACUCCUCCUCGCAAUACCUCUCUCCCACCCUCCGCCCAUAUGCCUUUGUCGAGUUCGAUACCUUUAUUCAGCGCACAAAGAAGCUGUACCAAGAUAGCCGUGCCUCGGGGAACCUGGACAAGUUGAAUGACGAGCUCCGUGAUGUCACCAAGGUCAUGACCAAGAAUAUCGAGGACCUUCUUUACCGUGGAGACAGCUUGGAACGCAUGGGCGAGCUGUCUGGCCGUCUGCGGGAGGACAGCAAGAAAUAUCGUCGGGCAGCAGUGCGCAUCAACUGGGAAUUGUUGAUGAAACAGUACGGGCCUUUCGCCGGCGUUGGUCUCUUCGUGCUCCUCCUCCUUUGGUGGCGAUUCUUCUGA